Aureobasidium vineae is the source of this 687-nucleotide messenger RNA. The record is from the annotation of a GenBank genome assembly. NCBI's taxonomy places the organism in Eukaryota, Fungi, Ascomycota, Dothideomycetes, Dothideales, Saccotheciaceae.
AUGAGUCUCCUGGUUGAGAUUGAAGAUGAAUUCAGGAAGCUCAGCUUUACCGAACGCUCCGAGGCCAUGGCUAAUUUCCUGUCACAAUUUGCCGAUCACAUGCGUGACAACAACAAACGGAUUCUCUCGAGAGUACUGGACAUGAUUGCUGAAACGGAAGGCGACGAAAAACUGCACCUGGACAUGUUAGCGACACACCUGGAGAUGGAGACGUCGGAGGUCCUGGAUGUUAAAAGAUGGGACAUGCCCGAGAUUACCAGCCUUGACGAGUAUAGAGCUCAGUCUCGCCUUGGUGAUGAUUCUGGCAUCUGCCCACGAAUGACAGGCUCGAACAACUACACUACACAGUUCUUGCCAAGCUUGGACGCCGCUGUACGUAAGAACGCGUCCAGAGACUUGCUAGGUAGCAUGGCAGAUAUUCUCGAAUUACCGGCCGAAUUCUGCGAAUUUCUGAGGCACACCAGCGGAGUCGCUUAUCCGAACCUCGAUAGACAACUGUUUGUCUGCAGUUUCGCGACGGCGCUGUACGAUGCACACGAACAAGCACAGCCCUUGGAUAAGAUGUGCGAGUUUGCCGGCUCUGAGGGGUUUGAAGUUGCUGCUGGCUGGAAGGCAGGUGACAACGAUCAGAAUUGCUGUAUACACUAUUUCCUCUGCAAAGACCUCGAGGGGCUUGAUGCCCUAUAG